This is a messenger RNA of Suillus subaureus, 219 nucleotides long. RefSeq lists its product as uncharacterized. NCBI's taxonomy places the organism in Eukaryota, Fungi, Basidiomycota, Agaricomycetes, Boletales, Suillaceae. The transcript is spliced from 5 exons. The annotation marks the transcript as partial. The record is from RefSeq and is a predicted model, not a curated record.
GUUCGCAACGUUUACCUUCGCUGUGGACACGCUUUCAACCUCCCGGAUGAAUUGAUCGUCUGUGACAGUUCCAAAUGCAGGUUCAGCCCUAACCAUCCUGCCACCUGCGUUCCGCCCUCGUGCAAGCAGACGUGCUGCCAGUAUCGCCAGUACCCUCAGCAAUAUUCCCCCAACAUCAAUAGAUUCUGCCCCGGAUGCGAGCAGGCCGGGCACCGCUGA